Molecule: messenger RNA, 391 nt
Organism: Carlito syrichta (Philippine tarsier)
Lineage: Eukaryota; Metazoa; Chordata; Mammalia; Primates; Tarsiidae
Product: disintegrin and metalloproteinase domain-containing protein 32-like
Exons: 3
Biological process (GO): cell adhesion; proteolysis; binding of sperm to zona pellucida
Cellular component (GO): plasma membrane
Molecular function (GO): metalloendopeptidase activity
Source: RefSeq, a predicted model, not a curated record
GGAUUUUCCAAAUUAUAUAGGAGCAGCAUUUCCUGGAAAAAUGUGUGUUUCCCGUUAUUCUGCAGGAGUUGCAUUGUUUCCCAAGGAGAUAACUUUGGAAGCAUUUUCAGUUGUUGUCACCCAAAUGCUGGGACUCAGUCUGGGAAUAUCAUAUGAUGACCCAAUGAAAUGUCAAUGUUCAGAAACCAUCUGUAUAAUGAAUCCAGAAGCUGUGCAGUUCACUGGUGUUAAGACUUUCAGCAAUUGCAGCUUGAGUGACUUUAAAAAUUUCAUUUCAAAUAUGGGUGCCAGAUGUCUUCAGAAUAAACCACAAAUGCAAAUAAAUCCAAGACCAGUAUGUGGCAAUGGUAUAGUGGAGGGAAAUGAAGUCUGUGAUUGUGGUAAUGAAACU